GAUUUGUCAGAAAUGUCACUGUCAUCAAAAUUUAAAGUGUGUAAAUUUGUUAUGAAUCAUAGCUAAAAUAUGAGUAGAGAUAUAGGAAUAUCUUGUUGUCCACUUAGAUCGUGUAGGGAGGCUGUAAUGUCAGGUCCAAAAAAUAAAAAUCAUUGUGAUUGUUGUUUAUGUAACAAGAAAAUUAAAGCCAGUUUUGCCCUGGCAUGGAUUUCCGACGAUUCGGAUGGCAAUUGUUCAAUGCCACAGGGCUUCCAGUUUGAUUAUAUAGAUACUGUUGAUAAGGUUGAAAAGAAAAGGAAAGAAUUUGAGGACUGGAUGAAAUUGGCACCAAUUGGUGAUUGUGUUAAUUUAGUUUUGUCUGAGGGAAGUGGCAAGUUUUCAGUGGCAAAUGGCAUUGACUGUAAAACAGCUCAAGAGAUCAGUUCCUGGUUCAAAACUAAUUGCUGUGACUCAAAGGGUUCUGAGCCCAAGUGUUUUUAUGUGUGGUAUCCAAACAGAGGAUGGGUAAUGAUUGCUGAUCCAAAUGCAAACAAUUCAUGCAACUCAUGUAAUUCAUGUAAUUAAUACUUGAUCUGAUAUCUGAUCAUUAAAAAUGUUGUAUAAUCAUUUUUUUUGUUGAAAUAUACUUCAGUCCAACGAC
This is a messenger RNA of Aethina tumida (small hive beetle), 640 nucleotides long. RefSeq lists its product as uncharacterized. Bases 70 to 564 code for a protein of 164 amino acids. The transcript is spliced from 2 exons. NCBI's taxonomy places the organism in Eukaryota, Metazoa, Arthropoda, Insecta, Coleoptera, Nitidulidae. The record is from RefSeq and is a predicted model, not a curated record.